This is a messenger RNA of Dipodomys ordii (Ord's kangaroo rat), 3856 nucleotides long. It is a transcript of the gene Cand2, whose product is annotated as cullin-associated and neddylation-dissociated 2 (putative). Gene Ontology annotation, cellular component: nucleus. The transcript is spliced from 14 exons. Lineage: Eukaryota; Metazoa; Chordata; Mammalia; Rodentia; Heteromyidae. Bases 2 to 3637 code for a protein of 1211 amino acids. Gene Ontology annotation, biological process: protein ubiquitination; SCF complex assembly. The record is from RefSeq and is a predicted model, not a curated record.
CAUGGCCACCAGUGACCUGAUGUCGGAGCUGCAGAAAGACUCCAUCCAGCUGGACGAGGACAGCGAGCGCAAGGUGGUGAAGAUGCUGCUGCGGCUGCUGGAGGACAAGAACGGCGAGGUGCAGAACCUGGCUGUCAAGUGCCUGGGCCCUCUGGUGAGCAAAGUGAAGGAGUACCAGGUGGAGACGAUUGUGGACACCCUGUGUGCCAACAUGCGGUCAGACAAGGAGCAGCUCCGGGACAUCGCGGGCAUCGGCCUCAAGACGGUGCUGUCGGAGCUGCCCCCCGCGGCCACAGGCUCCGGGCUGGCCAUCAAUGUGUGCCGGAAGAUCACCGGCCAGCUCACCAGCGCCAUUGCCCAGCAGGAAGAUGUGGCUUUGCAGCUGGAAGCCCUGGACAUCCUCUCGGACAUGCUGAGCAGGCUGGGCGCCCCGCUGGGCAUCUUCCACGCCAGCCUGCUGCACUGCCUGCUGCCGCAGCUGAGCAGCCCACGCCUGGCCGUGCGGAAGCGGGCCGUGGGGGCGCUCGGCCACCUGGCAGCCGCCUGCAGCACCGACCUCUUCGUGGAGCUCGCAGACCACCUGCUGGACCGGCUGCCCGGCCCGCUGGCGCCCGCCAGCCCCACUGCCGUCCGCACCCUCAUCCAGUGUUUGGGCAGCGUGGGUCGCCAGGCCGGCCAUCGCCUGGGGGCCCACCUGGACCGCCUGGUGCCCCUGGUAGCAGAGUUCUGCAACCUGGAUGAUGACGAGCUCCGGGAGUCCUGCCUCCAGGCCUUCGAGGCCUUCCUGCGGAGGUGCCCCAAGGAGAUGAGCCCCCACGUACCCAGGGUGACCAGCCUCUGCCUCCAGUUCAUGAAGCAUGACCCCAACUAUAACCACGACAGUGACGAGGAUGAGGAGCAGAUGGAGACCAGCGACAGCGAGCUCAGCGAGACAGAGAGUGAGGAUGAGUACAGUGACGAUGACGACAUGAGCUGGAAGGUUCGCCGGGCGGCAGCCAAGUGCCUCACCGCGCUGAUCGCCUCGCGGCCCGACCUGCUGCCCGAUUUCCACUGCACCCUGGCGCCCGUGCUCAUCCGGCGCUUCAGGGACCGGGAGGAGAACGUCAAGGCCGAUAUCUUCGGGGCGUACAUCAUGCUGCUACGACAGACACGGCCCCCCAAGGGGUGGCUGGAGGCGGUGGAGGAGCCCACCCGCACCGGCAGCAACCGCCACAUGCUGCGGACCCAGGUGCCUCUGGUGAUCAAGGCCCUGCAGCGGCAGCUCAAAGACCGCAGCGUCCGGGCCCGCCAGGGCUGCUUCAGCCUUCUCUCCGAGCUGGCGGCCGCCCUCCCUGGGAGCCUGGCUGAGCACAUGCCUGUUUUGGUGUCAGGCAUCGUCUUCUCCCUGGCUGACCGCUCCAGCUCCUCCACCAUCCGGAUGGAUGCCCUGGCCUUUCUGCAAGGGCUGCUGGGCACAGAGCCAGCUGGGGCCUUCCACCCACACCUACCCACCUUCCUGCCGCCGGUGCUGGCCUGUGUCGCCGAUCCUUUCUAUAAGAUCGCGGCCGAGGCGCUGCUGGUGCUGCAGGAGCUGGUGCGCGCCAUGUGGCCGCUGGAGAGGCCCCGGAUGCUGGACCCGGAGCCCUACGUUGGGGAGAUGUCCAUGGCCAUCCUAGCACGACUCCGUGCCACAGACCUGGACCAGGAGGUGAAGGAGCGGGCCAUCUCCUGCAUGGGCCACCUGGUGGGCCACCUGGGUGACCGGCUCGGGGACGACCUGGACCCCACCCUGCUGCUCUUCCUGGAGCGUCUGAGGAACGAGAUCACCCGCCUGCCCGCGGUCAAGGCGCUGACGCUGGUGGCCAGGUCCCCACUGCAGCUUGACCUGCAGCCCAUUCUGGCCGAAGCACUGCCCAUCCUGGCCUCGUUCCUGCGCAAGAACCAGCGGGCACUGCGGCUGGCGACCCUGGCCGCCCUGGACGCGCUGGCCCAGAGCCAGGGCCUCAGCCUCCCGCAGCCUGCUGUGCGCACCGUGCUGGCCGAGCUGCCGGCUCUGGUCAGCGAGAGCGACAUGCACGUGGCUCAGCUGGCCGUGGACUUCCUGGCCACGGUGACCCAGGCCCAGCCCACCUCUCUAACUGAGGUCAGCGGCCCAGUCCUGACGGAGCUGCUGAAGCUGCUGCGGUCCCCGCUGCUGCCCGCGGGGGUGCUGGCCGCCACCGAGGGCUUCCUGCAGGCCCUGGUGGGGACCCGGCCCCCCUGCAUGGACUACACGGAGCUCAUCAGCCUGCUCACGGCGCCCGUGUAUGACCAGACCGGGGACGGCGGGAUGGGCCUCCACAAGCAGGUGUUCCACUCCCUGGCCAGGUGUGUGGCCGCGCUGUCGGCUGCCUGUCCCCAGGAGGCGGCGCGCACCGCCAGCCGCCUGGUCUGUGACGCCAAGUCGCCCCACUCGAGCACAGGGGUCAAGGUGCUGGCAUUCUUGUCCCUGGCUGAGGUGGGCCAGAUGGCGGGGCCCGGCCCCCAGCGGGAGCUGAAGACCGUGCUCCUGGAUGCCCUGGGGUCGCCCAGUGAGGACGUGAGGGCCGCGGCCUCGUACGCGCUGGGCCGCGUGGGUGCCGGCAACCUGCCCGACUUCCUGCCCUUCCUGAUGGCGCAGAUCGGGGCGGAGCCGCGGCGGCAGUACCUGCUGCUGCAGGCGCUCCGGGAGGCCCUGGGGGCCGCCCAGCCCGACAGUCUGAAGCCCUACGCCGAGGCCGUCUGGGCCCUGCUCUUCCAGCGCUGCGAGGACGCCGAGGAGGGCACCCGCAGCGUGGUGGCCGAGUGCAUCGGGAAGCUGGUGCUCGUGAACCCUCCUUUCCUUCUGCCCCGCUUCCGGAAGCAGCUGGCUACGGGUCAGCCACACACACGGAGCACAGUCAUCACAUCUGUCAAGUUCCUCAUUUCGGACCAGCCCCAUCCCAUCGACGCCCUCCUGAAGAGCUAUGUCGGAGAGUUCAUGGAGAGCCUGCGGGACCCAGACCUGAAUGUGCGCCGCGCCACUCUGGCCUUCUUCAACUCAGCCGUGCACAACAAGCCCUCGUUGGUCCGAGACCUGCUGGGCCACAUCCUGCCCCUGCUCUACCAGGAGACCAAGGUCCGCCGGGACCUCAUUCGAGAGGUGGAGAUGGGGCCCUUUAAGCACACGGUGGACGACGGGCUGGACGUGCGGAAGGCGGCCUUCGAGUGCAUGUACUCGCUGCUGGAGAGCUGCCUGGGCCAGCUGGACAUCUGCGAGUUCCUCAACCAUGUGGAGGACGGGCUCAAGGACCACUACGACAUCCGGAUGCUGACCUUCAUCAUGCUGGCCCGCCUGGCCACGCUAUGCCCGGCACCCGUCCUGCAGAGGGUGGACCGACUGAUCGAGCCACUCAGGGCCACCUGCACAGCUAAGGUCAAGGCCGGCUCUGUGAAGCAGGAGUUUGAGAAGCAAGAUGAACUGAAGCGCUCAGCCAUGAGGGCGGUGGCCGCCCUGCUGACCAUCCCGGAAGUGGGCAAGAGCCCCAUCAUGGCUGACUUCUCCGCCCAAAUCCGAUCUAACCCUGAGCUUGCCACCCUCUUUGAGAGCAUCCAGGAUUCUGCUCCGGCCCCCAGCACGGAUUCCAUGGAGCUCAGCUAGUGGGGAGAGCCCUGACAAGCCCGGCCUCCCUCCCCCUCCUGCUUCCCUCUUCUUCCUACAGGGGCUCCUGCCCCUGUUCCAGUGCCUUCCGCAGGGUCUGGCCCACAGACCCCAGCCUGAGCAGAGGCCUUUUACCUCAGGAUGGCUCCCAGUGACCCCCACCAUGCCAAACCUCCAAAGCUGGGGAGCCCCCUCUCCUCUGCACAGCUGGCACCCCAC